Lolium perenne is the source of this 678-nucleotide messenger RNA. Its product is annotated as protein TPX2-like. NCBI's taxonomy places the organism in Eukaryota, Viridiplantae, Streptophyta, Magnoliopsida, Poales, Poaceae. The record is from RefSeq and is a predicted model, not a curated record.
AGCCACCCACCGCUCCGAUCCCCCGGCCCGCAUCGCCCACUUCCGAAAUCAGAACCCUAGCUCGCGUGCUCCUACCCCUAGAAUAGAAUAUUCUGGCUGUUCAUGGCAACGGAGAAACCCUCGUCAGAGGCGGCGCCGCCGCCGCAGUUCCAGGUGGACGAGGCGUAUGAGUACCGCGCGCUCAACUACUUCGACUUCGUCACCGACGAGAUGGACGACCAAGUCCGCGCCGCCGAGCACUGGUUCGAGGCCGGCGCUAGCCACGCACCCUCACGGUUCGCCCCGACGAUCAAGGAGUCCAGAGUGGCGGUCAAGAUCGACGGACUCUGCGACUUCGCCGACGCAGAGGACCCGCCAGCUCCGUGUUGUCGCCGUGCCCCGCCAUGUCGGCCACCGCCGGGCCGUCUCCUCCCCCCAGCCCGUCCCUCCUGUGGAGGGAGCUGACGCCGCCGCUACCGACCUCACCACGGUCGCCGUCGUCGCGGACAAGCUCGCCACGGCGCAGUCGUCGACGAGAGCAUGGAGGCAACAAUGCCUGCGCCACCGCGUCUUUAGGAUCUGAUUGCUUUUUUACAUUUUUUUAGGGUCCUAGUUGCAAAGUUUAGAAACUACAGUAUGAUUGUACUUUUUUCAUUUUGGUCAGGCCCCACCAUGUUACAAGGUUUUGUAAUAAAUUAA